This is a messenger RNA of Tribolium madens (black flour beetle), 2418 nucleotides long. RefSeq names its product N-acetylgalactosaminyltransferase 7. Gene Ontology annotation, cellular component: Golgi apparatus. Lineage: Eukaryota; Metazoa; Arthropoda; Insecta; Coleoptera; Tenebrionidae. The transcript is spliced from 2 exons. The coding region runs from base 325 to 2076 and encodes 583 amino acids. The record is from RefSeq and is a predicted model, not a curated record.
GCAUUUUAAAUAGACAUUUAAAAACAAGACAAAAUACUUAAAGAAACAAAGUGUUCUGAAGGGGCCUUGUUAGUAGUAUUAAAUCUUUGAAGCGCCCUCUGGGACUGAGGAUGUGUACUAGGAUAGUACUAUUGCGACCUGUAAUACCGAUAAUAAAACGUCAAUGUCAAAAAUCGCCGGUCUGCUGUUUACGUGUUGACAUUUCCCACGACUGAUUAAAAUUUCAAUUUACAGUAAAACCAACGAAUACUUCUUUGCCAUUCCAAUGAAAAGUUAACGCCGAAACUUGCGCGAUCCAGAUUAUCACCAACAAUCAUUCAUAAAAUGGUUUUUAUGCGACUAUAUUUAAGUAGGAAAUCACGGACGAUUAGACUAGCUUUUGGCAUAUUAAUCCUCAUUGUCAUCCUUUACUUGCUAGCCUCGUAUAAUAAGACAGAUGGCUACGAUUUGGAGUCGCCCGUCGCUGCCCGAUUGUCACACAAAGAGCGCCCCAAAUUAGUCUCAGGUUUGGGUAAUUUCGAACCCAAGGACGCCGAAGAACACGAAGGCCCCGGCGAAGGCGGAAAACCCCAUCACUUGCGCCAAGAUCAACAAAACGAUGCCGAUCAAUCUGAAUCUGAAUAUGGGAUGAACGUCGCUUGUUCUGACGAAAUUUCCCUCGACCGGACUAUUUUAGACACUCGAUUGUCCGAAUGUAAACAUUGGGACUACCCAGAGAUUCUCCCCUCAACCAGCGUAAUUAUAGUUUUUCACAAUGAGGGCUGGUCUGUCCUCCUCAGAACAGUCCACUCCGUCAUAAACCGCUCACCUCCCAACAUCCUCAAAGAAGUCCUCCUUGUGGACGAUUUCAGUGACAAAGAAAACCUCAAAAGUCGCCUCGAGACCUACAUUGAACGUUUCAAUGGCAAAGUCCGCUUAAUCCGCAACACUCAACGUGAGGGCCUCAUCCGUACACGUUCGCGUGGAGCCAAGGAAGCAACAGGAGAAGUCAUUGUAUUUUUAGACGCACAUUGUGAAGUUAACACAAACUGGCUUCCGCCACUUCUAGCCCCCAUUUACCGCGAUCGGACUGUUAUGACAGUCCCUGUAAUUGACGGAAUUGACCAUAAAACAUUCGAAUAUCGGCCGGUGUAUGGCGAAGAUCGGCAUUUUAGAGGUAUUUUCGAAUGGGGGAUGCUCUACAAAGAGAAUGAAGUGCCUCAAAGGGAGCUCAGCACACGGAAACAUAACAGCGAGCCGUACAAGAGUCCUACACAUGCUGGGGGACUGUUUGCCAUCAACAGAGAAUAUUUCCUUGAAUUGGGGGCUUACGACCCGGGCUUGUUAGUCUGGGGUGGGGAGAAUUUCGAAUUGAGUUUCAAGAUUUGGCAAUGUGGAGGGAGUAUCGAAUGGGUGCCGUGUUCCCGAGUCGGGCAUGUCUAUAGGAGUUUCAUGCCUUAUAAUUUCGGAAAGUUGGCUCAGAAAAAGAAAGGACCUCUUAUUACCAUAAAUUACAAGCGAGUUAUAGAAACUUGGUUUGAUGACAAGUAUAAGGAGUAUUUUUACACGCGGGAGCCRAUGGCCCGGUUUCUCGAUAUGGGMGAUAUUAGUGAGCAYCUAGCGUUGAAGAAACGUCUCAAUUGUAAAAAUUUUCAAUGGUUUAUGGAAAAUGUCGCUUAUGACGUGUUGGAUAAGUAUCCAGAGUUGCCUCCCAAUAUCCAUUUCGGGGAACUUCGUUCCGUUGCCGUUAGUAAAUGUUUGGAUACUCUAGGCCACGCUCCUCCGUCCCUAAUGGCGAUACAACACUGCCACGGUUUUGGAAAUAAUCAGUUGAUUCGGCUAAACGCCAAGGGUCAGUUGGGGGUAGGCGAGAGGUGUAUCGAAGCCGACGCCCAAGGGAUCAAGUUGGCGUUUUGUCGGAUGGGCACAGUCGAUGGGCCAUGGUUGUAUGACGAAAACACCCAUACGAUACUACAUAGGGUACACAAGAAAUGUAUAGCUUUACAUCCACAAACAUCACAUCUUUCAUUAAUGCCGUGUGAUAUUAACAAUGCCUACCAACAAUGGAUUUUUAAAGAAAUUAGACCCAAGUGGUAGAGGGAUGUUGUACUACUUCCAGAUUUUUAACUUUCACUGUUUUUAUUUUUUACAUAUCAUCGAUUCAUCUGCAAUAAGUACUUACUUUUUUGAUCAAUCAUAAUGUGCCUUAUAUCAUAAACGUAAUAAAUCACUAGGACGUGUAAAUAAUUUUGUAAGGAUGUUUUAUAUUUAUGUAAAUCGGGACUGGUUGACUAGUUAAAAAAUUGUAUCUCGUAGUUAUUUAUUAAAAAAUAUCAUUGGUUUUCAAGUUGUGUUAAAUUUUGUAAUACGAUAAAAGUAGGUGCUUGUAAACUAUCUUGUUGUUUUUGUACAUAAAUGAAAUACAUAGACAAAACAUUU